AUUAUAGAGAAACAUAACUUAUUAUCGCUAAAAUGCACUUAUAGUGCGCAUCUUGUCAGAAAUAAAACGAUUUCAAUAACACACGCCUUGUGACGGGAUCCAAAUUUUGUCAGUCAAAAGCAGUUACUUAUGCAGAGAAGGGAAGAGAGAGUAGAAAAUAGAUAUCUUUUGCGUGAGCCUCUCUUUGCCCGUACGAUUCUUCGGGCUCUAUGAGAUAUCGAAUUUUCUUCUCAAGGUUAGAUUUUUCGCUUUCUACUAAAAUUUUGCAAAAAUUCUCAUUUUGUUUUGUUGUUGAAGAUUUCGUUACAAGUUCCUUUUUUUUUUACUUCUCGGUGUAAAAUUAGAACUUGCAGGGACCUCGAUAAUUAACUGAUGUCUAAUUUUAUCGUGGAACGGUUGAGAAUUUUGGUGAUUAAGGGUUUCGAUUUUGAUUUUGGGUUUAUCAUGUUUUUGAAAAAGUAGAGGGAAAAAAAUUAAGACUUUUGAUUUUUACGAUGUUGGGUUUCACUGUAAAUGAGGUUCUAAUGGCGGAGUAAUAACAUAAGUGUGUGUUUCAUUUACUGGUUUAGUGAUUUUUCAAAUGGUCGUUUGUCUAAUCAAAAAGAUAUUUCUUUUAAGUUUUUGGAGAUCAGACAGUUACAUAUGUUUAUGUUGCUAGUUCUUGUCUGAGACAGUUACAUAUGUUUAUGUAGCUAGUUCUUGUCUGAAUCGUGGAUCAAUGCCCAUAUCUCUGGAAGCUUAAUGUGAUUUUCUUUGAGAAGUGCAACAUAUAUCUUCUUGUAUCUUGUUGAGAUCACUUCAGGUUGUGUGAUUUUCUCAGAAAUUAUUGACCUCUAGUCUUGUUACUGCAGUUUCAGUACCUUUUUUGUUUGUUUGAUGUAAAAUUAGCAGUUUCAGUUUUGAGUACUUUGCUCUUAAUUUUGUCUCUUGGUUGAUUCCUUUUCUCUGAUGUAGAAUUGAGUGGGCUGAUCAGUAACUAAGUUCUUCUUAUGCAGGUAACAGAUAAACACGAAUGUUUUCAGAAGUAGAAAUGGCUCGAGACGUGGCUAUAUGUGCCAAACACUUGAAUGGCCAAUCGCCGCACCAACCGAUUCUAUGCAGACUACUCCAAGAUCUAAUACACGAGAAAGCGUGCAGGGAACACGGAUUCUAUCUCGGCAUCACCGCUCUAAAAAGCAUCGGUAACAACAAGAACAACAACAUCGACAACGAAAACAAUCAUCAAGCAAAAAUCCUCACAUUCCCGGUGUCCUUCACAUGCCGCACAUUCUUGCCUGCAAGAGGAGAUAUCUUGCAAGGGACUGUAAAAAAAGUGUUGUGGAACGGAGCUUUUAUCAGGUCAGGACCACUCAGAUACGCAUACCUCUCACUCUUGAAAAUGCCACAUUAUCAUUAUGUCCACUCACCAUUGUCGGAGGACGAGAAACCGCAUUUUCAGAAAGACGACCUCUCAAAGAUUGCUGUUGGAGUUGUUGUGCGGUUUCAGGUGUUGGCUGUGCGGUUUAAAGAGAGACCACACAAGAGAAGAAACGACUAUUAUGUUCUUGCAACUUUGGAAGGCAAUGGUUCAUUUGGUCCCAUCUCUCUUACAGGGUCAGAUGAGCCAUACAUGUAACCCAAACAAGGCACCAAAAGUUAAAAGUCUUUAGAUACUUUUUUGCUUUUAGGUUAACCUCAGAUUCGUUGGGGUUGUUUCGUGUUAAACUGGAUCGACAAGAAAUAUUUGUAAACAAAGUUGACAGAACCAAUUACAUUCUAUUAAUUUCAAUUGGUCAAUACCGACAGAGUUACAUAUUGAUA
This is a messenger RNA of Arabidopsis thaliana (thale cress), 1800 nucleotides long. Its product is annotated as DNA-directed RNA polymerase II-like protein. The record is from RefSeq and is marked reviewed. Gene Ontology annotation, molecular function: nucleic acid binding. Gene Ontology annotation, cellular component: nucleus. Gene Ontology annotation, biological process: DNA-templated transcription initiation. NCBI's taxonomy places the organism in Eukaryota, Viridiplantae, Streptophyta, Magnoliopsida, Brassicales, Brassicaceae. Bases 1013 to 1615 code for a protein of 200 amino acids. The transcript is spliced from 2 exons.